Molecule: messenger RNA, 1581 nt
Organism: Lithohypha guttulata
Lineage: Eukaryota; Fungi; Ascomycota; Eurotiomycetes; Chaetothyriales; Trichomeriaceae
Exons: 4
Coding region: 1-1581 (526 amino acids)
Biological process (GO): DNA-templated transcription
Molecular function (GO): DNA binding; zinc ion binding
Source: RefSeq, a predicted model, not a curated record
AUGAGAGGGGAGACGUUGGAGAAUGCAAAUGUCAUCGCACGGGCCAAAUUCUUCUCGAAGAGGCCUGCCUUCGGUGCAGGCAUCGAAGGGCCCGAUGCGACGGUGCAGUGCCAAGUUGUCACAAUUGUCAACAACGAAACCAAGCAUGUCAAUACACUCGACGUAAGUCUAGGGGAGCCGGCCGAAGAACGGCUGAAAAGUGUUGAAUCAGUCCUACGAGAAAAUAGUGCCCACAACGCUCAUGAGGAAGCUGUGGGAGAUGACGCCGGCCCGCAGGAGUUCAACGUCUGUGACUCAGUCGUGGUCACAAAACCUCAUGACGAGCAUCAGCGCACAUACAUAGAAGCUCAAAGACCCAGCUCGGUCUCCAAUCCGUAUUACGCAGAUAUCGAAAACCACAACGGGUAUGGUCCGCAUGCUCCCCGAGCUUGGAUAGGAACCAUGUUCCCUAACCAAGCCUUGUUCUCAGUUCUCAGGGCUCAGCAAGACCAAAGAUGCUUCCCACAAGCAGUCUUCAGUCCGCUCCCUCCAGAGGUCUUCGCCAGGCAGUUUGUCGAAAAUGCGCUCGAUGAGAUUGGCAAGUUUUGGCCACUAUUGGAUACUACAUCAAUGCUUGAGAUGAUGGACGAACAAUAUGCCGCUGGAUUGGACAACUGUCACCAGAACCAAGCUCGUUGGGCUUUGGUAAACGCUCUUCUCGCGAUGAGCGUGCAGUGGAAGGCUGCGAGCAGCGCCACCAAUGGUCUUUUCCCAAUGUCGUGGACCUACUUCAAAAAUGCCUUUUCCGUUUUCCCACAACUCGUCAUCCAGGGGAGGGACCUGGUUGCAUGCCAAGCGGUCCUUAUCAUGGCUAUGUUCAUGCAAGGGACUGGAGAUGCACGAGCUACUUCUAGCUUGAUCGCCACAGCUGCUCAUCUGGCCCAGAUAAUCGGCUUGCACAAUCGUGAUUCAUAUCCUAACAUGAACAUUGCAGAGGCUGAAAGGCACAGACGAGUGUUCUGGUCGGUCCAUGUUGUCAGUAACAAUGUAGCUAUGAAAUGUGGAGUUUCUGUGCCGUUGGACGACGAUGAAAUCGAAAUUGAGCUUCCAAGCGAAAUUCCUUCAGUUGGUGUGGGCCACAUAGGCUCAACUAACCAAAAUCUUUUCAGAUAUAUGGCCCAACUCUCCAUCAUUCAAUCGAAGAUUCUUACGUUAGUACGGCGGCGCGUGAAGAUGUUGGGACAGAACCCUGCUGAGUUCUUCAAGAGAAUAGCACGAUUAGAUCAUCAGCUCGAAGAUUGGAAGUCUGGGCUGCCUAUCGUCCUUCGACCGAUGACAAACAUUGUCCUGUCCGAAUCCGAUCUCGACUCGUCGACAGUACAUCUACAUCUUGCUUACUAUGCAACAGCAUACAAACUCCAUGCAUCGAUAGCACACUGCGACAGUCGUGCCGACAUGCGUUCAGAAAUCGCGAAGUCUCUUUAUUCUACACGCGAUGUUUUGACCAUGUCAUGGUCAUCGCCAACUCCGGUGAAUGGCGCUCGUGCUGCGAUUUUUCUGAUGCAGCAUGUAACCUCUCUGGCACUCCCACAGCUCUGGUAA